Molecule: messenger RNA, 2872 nt
Organism: Chroicocephalus ridibundus (black-headed gull)
Lineage: Eukaryota; Metazoa; Chordata; Aves; Charadriiformes; Laridae
Gene: SFRP1
Product: secreted frizzled related protein 1
Exons: 3
Coding region: 173-1108 (311 amino acids)
Biological process (GO): non-canonical Wnt signaling pathway; canonical Wnt signaling pathway
Molecular function (GO): Wnt-protein binding
Source: RefSeq, a predicted model, not a curated record
GGCACCGCGCACCGGGCGGGGGGUCGGCGCCCCGGGCAGUGCUGGGGGGCCGCGGGCAAGGCGCAGCGGAGGGGGCCGUCGGUGCGGCCGCGGGGAGGGUCCCCGGGGGCGGCCGCCGGCAGCGGGCGAGCGGCGGGGAGCGCCGUCGGGGCCGCCGUCGGCGGGCGCGGCGAUGGGCGGCGUGCGGGGGCCCCGCGGGGCCAGCCUGCGGGCGCUGGUGUCGCUGGCCGUCGGGCUGCUGGCCUGCGGCGGGGCCAGCGAGUACGACUACGUGAGCUACCAGUCCGACCUGGGCCCCUACCCCGGCGGGCGCUUCUACGCCAAGCCCCACCAGUGCGUGGCCAUCCCCGCCGACCUGCGGCUCUGCCACAGUGUGGGCUACGACAAGAUGGUGCUGCCCAACCUGCUGGACCACGAGACCAUGGCGGAGGUGAAGCACCAGGCCAGCAGCUGGGUGCCGCUGCUCAACAAGAACUGCCACAUGGGCACCCAGGUCUUCCUCUGCUCCCUCUUUGCCCCCGUCUGCCUGGACCGGCCGGUCUACCCGUGCCGCUGGCUCUGUGAGGCUGUGCGUGACUCCUGUGAGCCCGUCAUGCAGUUCUUUGGCUUCUUCUGGCCUGAGAUGCUCAAGUGUGACCAGUUUCCCCAGGACGACGUCUGCAUUGCCAUGACGGCUCCCAACGCCACCGAGGUCUCCAGGCCCAAAGGAACGACCGUGUGUCCCCCUUGCGACAACGAGAUGAAGUCGGAGGCCAUCGUGGAGCACCUGUGCGCCAGCGAGUUUGCUCUUAAGAUGACCAUAAAGGAGGUGAAGAAGGAGAACGGGGACAAGAUGAUCGUCCCGCGGAAGAGGAAGGCGCUGAAGCUGGGGCCCAUCCGGAAGAAGAACCUGAAGAAGCUGGUGCUGUUCCUGAAGAACGGGGCCGACUGCCCCUGCCAUCAGCUGGACAACCUCGGCCACUACUUCCUCAUCAUGGGCCGCCAGGUGAAGACCCAGUACCUGCUGACGGCCAUCUACAAGUGGGACAAGAAGAACAAAGAGUUCAAGAAGUUCAUGAAGAAGAUGAAGUCUCCCGACUGCCCGACGUUUCCGUCCGUUUUCAAGUGAUGCGGUGGGCGGCGGGAGAGCCGCCGCCUGGACCUGGCGCAGCCCGGCACGGCAGCUCGGCCUCGCUCCUCGGCAGUGGGGAUGCCGGAGACGAGCCCUCCUGCUCCUCCUCAUGCUCCUUGGAGCUCCCCUCGCUGACCCCAGCCCUCCCACCUCCCCGCUGCCGGCAUUUUCCUGCUCGCCCGGGCGUGCAAGGGUGACACGCAUGCACCAAACGGUCGCUGAGGUCACACACGAUUUACAUCCGCAAUAUCCAAAGACCUAUUGCUGUACGGAUAUGUACAUUCAUUUAAAUAGCAGCUAUCAGGUAAAGAGGGCAAGCGGAGGGGUGUGAAGUUAUGUGAAGAGAUUACACGAUUGCAGAAAGGACCCCUGUGACCAUGUUACUCCCGUCUUCAUGGCUGCAGGAUCACCCUAAAUUAAUUCCUGUUUGAACCAGAGCCGGCCAGUUAGAAAAACAUCCCAUCCUCAGAAUAAAAGUUAAUAAACGAGUAGUGGAGAACCCGUUACAUCCUCUGAUAAAAGCUCCUGAUAGCUAAUUGCCCUCACUGUAAAAAAAACCCAUUGUAGUCUAAACCUGCUUAGUUCAAGCCUUAACCCUGGGGUCCUCGUGAUUGGCUGGAUCGGGGAUGCCCUGGAUGCCCUCCCCCACCAGCAUCCCUUGUCAUGUGUCACCGGGACGCCUGCCCUGGCCCCUGCGAGCCGAGCUGGCCGAGCCCCCCGCACCGGGGCUGUGCUGCUGCUGCUCCAGCCUCCCGGUGCCCGCGGCGCUGCCCGGUGGGAUGGGGUGGCCCCCAGCCUCCCCCAGCCACCAUCUCCCGCGGCAGCGUUCCCGUGCUUCUGCCCAGACUCCGGUUCAGUUUUGGCCACGCGGAAACGUGUCGAGUUCACUGGCCGGCCCGGCAGCCCGGGACUCCCCGCUGGGGAGAGCCCUCCGCCAGCUCCUCCAGCCUGUGACACUCCCUGACUUUGCCAGUGAUAUUUUUAUAGUUUCUUCAGGCUGCUGGCAAAGUACCAGAUUGCAGAGGGCCGAGAACUGGUCCCUAUGGAGCGCCAUGGGAAGUGCCUCAUCUCCGUCUUUCCCUCUUUGCAGUCGCUGUGGGACAUAUCAAUUUCUAGGUUUUUCUCUGUUUGAUGUGUGACAGCUUGGCUUUGUAUCGUUCUGUUUUUUUUUCUUUUCCUUAAUCAAAAUGUCAUGUUAGUGUGAGGUCAAAUAGUUUAUGAAAGACAAAGAAUAUUGCAUCCAAAUGAUUACAUUUAUCGACCAAGCUGAAAUUCAUUAUUCCAUUAAUUGGACAAGUUCUCUUUUCCGUAGACCCUUAUUGCUCCGCAUUAAUUAUACUAUCCUGCUUCCAUUCAGUGUUCUCAUCAAUCAUGAUUACUCUGAGAGAAUGAAUAUCUUGCGAUCUGAGAUAAUCCUGUUGUAUUGCAGUUAAGUGAAAUAACAAAUCCUCAUUUUUGAGGUUUAAACCAACCCCACUGAAAGCUGGUAAAUUAAUUAUUCUUUAUCUCGGGAGUGCUGUUUAUUCCCCACGUGGGGACAGAGCCGCGGACUCGAUUGCAGAAGAAUUCCGUGAAGAAGCCAAGUGCGCUGAGGAGUGAUGUGUCACAGCUAGCAGAGGGAUGGCUUUAGGACGUGAACUCUGUAGAAAGUCCCGCUAGGAUGUCUUAGACCACCAUUUGUAGUAGUGUUGUUUCUUUGAUGCAAAAUUAAUCAUUGUAGAUAAUGUGCUUUAUCAGUGAAUUAAAGAAAUAAAUAAACCA